Lotus japonicus is the source of this 2014-nucleotide messenger RNA. Its product is annotated as 4-coumarate--CoA ligase 1-like. Lineage: Eukaryota; Viridiplantae; Streptophyta; Magnoliopsida; Fabales; Fabaceae. The coding region runs from base 124 to 1779 and encodes 551 amino acids. The transcript is spliced from 4 exons. Gene Ontology annotation, molecular function: CoA-ligase activity. The record is from RefSeq and is a predicted model, not a curated record.
ACACACAUUCAGAUUCAGGUUACUUCCAUAAACAACUUGUUGUUGUUUUUGUCUCACCUCUCACCUCUUAAGUCUUACCUGCUCACCAAUCCAACCCAACAAUAACUUCAUUUCUUCAAUUCAAUGGCAAUUCUUGAGAACAAGAAGAACGAGGAGGAAGAGCAAUUCAUUUUCAGGUCCAAGCUCCCUGACAUCUACAUCCCCAAACACCUUCCUCUCCACUCUUACUGCUUCCAAAAUCUCCCUGACUUUGCCUCACGACCCUGCCUCAUCAACGCCCCCACCGGCGACGUCUACACCUACCACGACGUCGACCUCGCCGCCCGGAGAACCGCCUCCGGCCUCCACAAACUCUGCAACAUCCAAAAAGGAGACGUCAUCAUGAUCCUCCUCCCCAACUCCCCUGAAUUCGUCUUCUCCUUCCUCGCCGCAUCUCACCUCGGCGCCAUGGCCACCGCCGCAAAUCCCUUCUUCACCGCCGCGGAAAUCGCCAAGCAAGCCAAAGCCUCCAACACCAAGCUCCUCAUCACCCAAUUUUCCUACCACGACAAGGUCAAGGAAUUGCCGGAUCACAACGUCAAGCUCGUGUUCAUCGACGACGAUCGUAACGGUAACCGCCAUAACCACCUGCAUUUCUCACAGCUGAUGGAAGCUGAGAGUGAAUUGGAAUUGGAACAGAUCGAUCCCGACGAUGUGGUGGCGCUGCCGUAUUCAUCAGGGACAACCGGUCUUCCGAAAGGGGUGAUGUUAACGCACAAAGGAUUGGUAACAAGCAUUGCACAGCAAGUAGAUGGGGAGAAUCCGAACCUGUUCUACCACUGUGAAGAUGUGAUUCUUUGUGUUCUUCCUCUGUUUCACAUUUACUCUCUGAACUCUGUUUUGCUGUGCGGGCUGAGAGCGAAGGCGGCGAUAUUGCUGAUGCCGAAAUUCGAAAUCAAUGCGUUGCUGAGUUUGGUUGAGAAACACAGGAUCACGGUGGCGCCGGUGGUGCCGCCGAUUGUUCUGGCGAUUGCGAAGUCGCCGGAGCUGAAUAAACAUGACUUGUCUUCAAUUAGGAUAUUGAAAUCCGGUGGAGCACCGCUGGGUAAAGAAGUCGAACAAGCUCUCACCGCCAAAUUCCCCAACGCCAAAUUCGGUCAGGGAUAUGGAAUGACAGAGGCAGGGCCAGUGUUAACAAUGUGCUUAGCAUUUGCUAAGGAACCAAUUGAUGUAAAACCAGGUGCAUGCGGAACCGUUGUAAGGAAUGCAGAGAUGAAGAUUGUGGAUCCUGAAACUGGCAAUUAUUUAUCUCGAAACCAGUCUGGUGAAAUUUGCAUAAGAGGUGACCAGAUCAUGAAAGGUUAUCUAAAUGAUCCAGAGGCUACGGAGAGAACGAUAGACAAAGGGGGUUGGUUACAUACAGGUGACAUUGGUUAUAUUGACGAUGAUGAUGAGUUGUUCAUCGUUGAUAGGUUGAAGGAAUUGAUCAAAUACAAAGGAUUUCAGGUUGCUCCAGCUGAACUUGAAGCCCUUCUUCUUUCUCAUCCCAAAAUCUCUGAUGUUGCUGUUGUCCCGAUGAAGGAUGAAGCAGCUGGAGAGGUACCAGUUGCAUUUGUUGUGAGAUCAAAUGGUCACACCGACAUAAACGAGGAUGAAAUUAAGCAGUUUAUCUCCAAACAGGUGGUAUUUUACAAAAGAAUAAACAGAGUAUUCUUCAUUGAUGCAAUUCCCAAGUCACCAUCAGGCAAAAUCUUGCGUAAGAAUCUGAGAUCAAAGUUAGUAGCUGGUGUUCCAAUUUGAAAUCCUCUAUUUAAUAUCGAUCCAUGUUACAUGAUGUUUAUCAUUAUCAUGCGAAGCUUGCACCAACUUCAACAUACUACAAUGGGAGAUGCUUGGAGCUUGAUCUCUUUAAUUCUCCUAUAUUCUUACAUAGUUUAUCAUGUAUAAUUCACAAGUGUGUUUUUCUUAUUUUGUUUUAGGACAAUAUUUUGUAAAAAAUUGAUUAAAUAAACAAAUUUCAUAUUCUAUAUUGAAA